AUGUCUAGAAGGUUAAAAAGAACAAACUUGUUUUCGAAGGAUGUUAGUUCAUUAUUAUACGCAUAUGGUGAUGUUCCACAACCAUUAUUAUCCACAACUCAUUGUUUAGAUGAAGUUGUAGCACAAUAUUUAGUGGAUGUAUGUACAUCAGCUGUUAAUGUAUCACAUAAUAGUAAUAGGAAUAAAGUUAGAUUAGAGGAUUUUAAAUUUGCUUUGAGGAAAGAUCCUAUUAAAUUGGGGAGAGCUGAGGAAUUGAUUGCUACUAAUAAAGUGAUUACGGAAGCUAAAAAACAAUUUAAUGAAACAGAUAAUUCAUCGUUGAAAAGAUUUAGAGGACAAAAUGGUGAAGAAGAAGAUGAGGACGAUGGUGACGACGAUAAUGAACAAGACGAUAAUGACGUGGAAGGUACAGUAGAUUAUUCAACAACUAAAAAUUCUUCAAAUAAAAAGGCAUCAUCAAAGAAGAAUAAAAAAAAUAAAAACUCAAGUACAAAGACUGGUAAUAGAAAUAAGAAACAAAAAUCAUCUACUUAA
This is a messenger RNA of Maudiozyma barnettii, 534 nucleotides long. RefSeq names its product Taf13p (gene TAF13). Gene Ontology annotation, molecular function: protein heterodimerization activity. The record is from RefSeq and is a predicted model, not a curated record. The transcript has a single exon. NCBI's taxonomy places the organism in Eukaryota, Fungi, Ascomycota, Saccharomycetes, Saccharomycetales, Saccharomycetaceae. Gene Ontology annotation, cellular component: transcription factor TFIID complex. Gene Ontology annotation, biological process: RNA polymerase II preinitiation complex assembly; transcription by RNA polymerase II. The coding region runs from base 1 to 534 and encodes 177 amino acids.